GCCUAAGCUGCCUGCUAGAUUGAAGACCGCACAGGCAAUCAGAAUGACAAAGUGUGCCAAAUUUGGCAGUGGUAUCUGUCGAUUGCUUCAAUGUGUGCGUUUAUAUAAUAUGGAUAAAGCUGUGGAUAUAGCUUAGUGUUUGAAAGGAAUAACCAAACAAAAAUAGGUAAUCUGCAGACGCACUGAGCAUUUCAGUUUAGUUAUUAACACUUUCUUUAUUUCUGUUGCUUACAACGCUAAGAUAACAUAGGCCCUACACUAUUAAAUGUAUGCGCAGGUUUGAAUCAUUAGGGUCAGCGCUAAAGGGUGGCGAAGUGGGGCGGGCCCAAAACGUUGCCGUAGUAUAUUUAAAAUAUACCUAAUAAAAGCCUACUAAUAGUUCCUAAUCCAGUCAACACAAUAUUCGGAGUUGUUAGAUAGUCAAAUGGUCUGAAGGUCAGUCUGGCUUCCAUACUGGCUCCCAUUCGAGAUGAAUCUCGGGAAGACCACUAUGACCAGCAAGGCCCCAGUGCGACUAUAACGUGUCUUAAUGUCCUAUCGGCGGAAGAUAUAACGUCAACGGCCCCGCAAAAUUCAAUUUGCCCAAGGCCCCACACCCUCCUAGCGCCGGCCCUGGAAUCAUACUGAUGUGAAUCUAAUUAUUACAUUUUCAAGAUGAGGAAGACUUACGUCCUACAGUUUUUCUCGCGUUGAUAAUAAAAGCUGUAGUUCUCAGCCUUUCGACAAGAGAAACUACUUUGCCAUGUCAUUUUUAUAACUUGAAGUCUGAAAAGAUCAUUGCUGGCUCAAUCUGUUUAAUAUAUUACGUAAUUAUUGAUUCCACGUAGGUCUAUUUAUGUAUUGGCUAACCUAACCUAACUUAUUGACAUACUUUAGGGCCUUGCUUCCCAUCGUGAGGCCUACGCCCCACAGGAGGGCAAUUUGAUUGUUUAGGGGGGCGAUUAGAAAAAUGUGAUUUCUAGAAUUUGAAAACUAACCGUAUACUAUGAUAUAACUUGUAUUUUAAAAGGAGAAUCGUUUAAGUUUCAAUUUAAAAUAAGAGUUCGUUAAAAGUGUUGUAAAAAUCAUUUUUUCUUCAGUGAACAACCCUAUUUUUGAAAAUUAUGUAUAUGAUUCAUGGGGAUUGGGGGGGGGGGCGUAAGAAUUUUAGAAAGGCUUUUGUGGGGCAUGGCACAAAAAAGUUUUGGAAACAAUGCUUUAGGGUAUACUUACAUUUUGUUAAUAUGAAGGCGUGACAAGGAUCGGUCUGAGUCUCUUAGAAACUUUUCACUUAAUUUCUAUUGAACAACAUUAAUAUGUAUCUUAUCUUUAAUAUUGUUUCAACCUGUACCCUGUCCUCCCCAUAUUAUUCUAGAAUAAGUAACUUAGUUUGGCUAAAAAAAUAAAUUCAAUAAAAUAAAGCACAUAUUUACUAUACCGUCUAUACGAUCGCACAUUUUUUGUGUUGUAUUUCCCUGUAAAGGAAUAAUCUUACAUUAUAUUUUGUUUUCUCAAGACUUGUGGUGCCUACGAUCCCAAUGUAGCCUACAGCCCAGGACCAACGCACCCCCCCCCCCCAGGACUUAGCGCAAUCAUCAUUGCAUCUAGUGAAGGCAAGAAUAGUUUAUUUUAAUAAUUAUAUCAUCUUUAUAGUGCUGAAACUCGUCAACGGUUAACUGACGUCAGUCUUCCUGGUCACUGACACGAUGGCGACUACGUCAUCAAUCCAGAACGGUAUCUACCGAAGUGUGCCACCCUGUUCCGCGACGGACACCUUCACAGAUGAUAUGACCACCAACAGACGACAGAAGUCAAGGACUGCCCCUGUCUACUUAACAACUCCAGACGACUUUGCCAUACGAUUCAAAUCACAACCCACAGCCAGACCAAAAAUUGUUGAGCUUGACUGGUCGAGUGUCAACUACGAAAACCAAAGGUCGUCGGUUCAAAGGUUUCCCUUGACGAGAGCCAAAAUGUACACAGGUCUUUCUAAGACGAAAUCGCCAUUAGAUGGGAACCAGGUAAUACAAUGUUUGUAAAUGUUUGUGGUCCAAAUCCCAUCAGCACCAUAUAUCCCCACCAGCUCCAACCCUACGUCCCACAAAUAGGGUGCUAUUGUGGGAUAAAAAUGGUAGCUUGCCAAAACAAAGUUUGAUAAAGUUAAAUUUUCUCGGCCGUUGGCCUUACUGGCUCCUCCUAACCCCCUACCCUCCCUUUUCACGGCGCCUACCCUCUAAGUUAAAAAUAGUCAGCUACGCCAAAAAAAUGGUGCCCAUCAAUAAUUUUAUAAGCUUUAUCACUUUGCUUAACUUAAAGAACAUAAUGAUUUUGAGAGCAACAAACAAAGAACAGGUGUUAAUAUUUUAUAAUAAAUGGGGUUUCAAUAAAUGUUUUAAAAUAAUGAGGUAAUCUUCAGGGGCAUGUACAUAUGUAACGAACAAUUCCAGAAGUUCGACUGGUUCGCGAAAUGACCGGCCAUUUUACACUUUUUGCCGAGAGGCAGCGGCGUAGCGAGGGUGUUUGGCGCCCGGGGACAAGAUUCGCGCCCGGGACAAGAUCCAUUUUAAAGCGCCCCCUUUUCCUUUUUUUAAACUCGCAAACCCAUUAUUUUCAUCAAUGAAAUAAUAUCAAAGCACAUUUUGGCGCCCCUAACUACCAGGCGCCCGGGGACAUCUGUCCCUCCCUGCACCCCCCUCGCCACGCCUCUGCCGAGAGGUGUGGCCAAGGUCCGAUGUACUUUAUUGACCAGUGUAUAUGAUACUUUUUGCGGAUAUUUCGCGAAGUGGCAGGAAACCCCUGCGGCCAAAAUUCUAUUUGCUUAUAAAAGACUAUCUUGAAGUUGUCAUGAAUGUCGUGGGUGCUUUCUGGAAGCUAUGUACAGAACAUGGCGUUAUGUGCUUUUUACAAGCUAGGAUCAGAACAUGGUGUUAUGUGCUUUCUACAAGCUAGGAGCAGAACAUGGUGUUAUGUGCUUUUUACAACCUAGGAGCAGAACAUGGUGGUAUGUGCUUUUUACAAGCUAGGAGCAGAAACAUGGUGCUAUGGGCUUUCUACAAGCUAGGAGCAGAACAUGGUGCUAUGUGCUUUCUACAAGCUAGUAUGGUAUUCUCAAACAACGCCUGUUCCAGAAGUGAGUUUUCCCAUUCUGCGCGUGAAACUGCUCACAACUGAAUACAUGCGUGUCAUGAGCAAAGACGAAGAAAUCACUUGAACCAUUACGAUCCCCUAAGACAGUUUCGCAAACUGAACGUCCGAAUCUUAAAAUAAAGAAAAUAUCGGACUUUGGUCGAUAUUUACAGCGACAUUGGCCAUUUCCCGACAUGAACGGCUAGUUCCUGAAUUGGUCGAUAGGGAACAUAUUUUUGUUUCAAACUUAUUUGAAUGAGACGUGUCUCUUGAUAUAAUUAAUAAUGGAUUUGGACCACACAAAAAAAAAAAAACUUUGUUGGGGGCCACAUUUAAAAAAGGAUAGGGCUCCGACCGACAGAAUAAAGAUACUUUUUUUUUUUCGUUUUUUUAAUAUUCACGUUUAAUGAAUAUUCUAGGUUCUGUCACUCUAUAUAAAACAUAUAAAAUAAAAAAAACAACUAGACUUUAGGUAUAAACUCUUUGUAGUUGUGCUUGGUAAAAUGCAUGAACAUGAAUGAAAAAUAACAAACACAAAACAUGUUUAUACCUUGAGAGCCCAGGCACAGGCCAGCACUGAAUGCAGUGGUCCGCAAUAAGACCCGAACUGGAUACGCUCUAUUUAUUUAGUUUUCAAUGCCUCGAAUCUACCUGAGUUUGUACGGGUGGCACUAACAACAUCGACAUAACAAAGCACACCAGAUCAGGUCGAUAGCCAUUAUAUUGGCAUGACACGCCACAAUUUAGUUAUAGGCUACAAUUUAUAUCUACUGUUUCCCCACGUGCUUGACUUUAAAGUGUAGCAAACACAAAGGUAAACCCAUAGAUUCAAAAUCAAAUUUUAUUUGUUUAAUAACUUUUUAUUUGGGUGUGUGGGCAUUUUUAAAAAAAAAAGAAAGAAAAGAAUGUUCGACCCUCCCCGCCCCCCCCCCCAACAAAAUAAAAAUAAAAAUCAAUCAAUAAAAUGAAAACCUCGCUUCGCUCCUGACAUGACGUACAGAUCAGCUUUCAAACCCAUUCCACCACAAAUAUUUAAACCAAAAUAAUUGAAUAAUAAUAAUAAAAAUAAUAAUAGCCAAUUAUGACGUCGACGUAAAAAAAUGUGUCGCGGGUUUUCUCCGUUAUCAAUUUGGUGGAGCUCAAUGGUUCCAAGAAUGUACACCGGAUCGUCUUGGGGAGGGAUUCGUGGCUUUUCACAGGGGCGCCGCGAAAUCAGUGGCGUUACUUUGGUGGGUUCGGAACGCACCGGGUGACACCCUCUUAUGGUGUGAUACCAUAAGGAAUAUGAAAUUCGACGGGGUUCGCUGUAGUCAGUUUCAUAAAAGAACUGAUUUAAUAUAAUAACAGGGUGUCACCAGAACUCAGGGCACCACCAGACCAGACAAAGUUGACACCAGAAGAGAUUGUCAUCGGAACAGUGCGUCACCAGAGCAGGGUGCCAUAAACUUAUGGUGCCAUAAGAACACGGUUACUUAAGGCCAGGGUGCCACCAGAUCAGAUUCAAGCGGGGCAAGGUAUCACCGGACAAAGCAGAGUAGUUUGCAAAUAGAACAGGCUGCCGCCAGAACAUGUUGUCCCCAGACAGAGAAGGGUGUCCCCAGACAGAGAAGGGUUGUCCCCAGACAGAGAAGGGUGUCACCAGACAGAGAAGGGUGUCACCAGACAGAGAAGGGUGUCACCAGACAGAGAAGGGUGUCACCAGACAGAGAAGGGUGUCACCAGACAGAGAAGGGUGUUACCAGAGCAGGACUGGGAUUUUGUCCCAAUCCUCUCAUUGAGUCUACAAUUAUUCCUCACGAUAUGUGUGUCUGUGGCUUCAUACAAGAGGAGUUAUUUAAAACUGAAACUAUUUUCAAUCUACCAUGAAACAGUCCAUGCAGCUGGGUCUUGCGAUUUUGUCAAUUAAAAGUGAUCUGGUGAGAAAUUUUGAUUCUGAUAAAUUGAUUGACAUGUUAAAAUCUUUUAAUUCCAGGAAAGUAAAAUCUUAAGUUUAACAUUUAAUUUUUGAAUAAACAAAUUUUGCUCCAUUUUUUAAAAAGCUGCUACCUCAAAUUUUAUGCAUCCUUUUUAUGUCUUGUUGCUUUAAUUUACCCACAUUACCUUGAGUAUCAGCGGUCCCAUGUGAUAUAACCAUUCUAGCCGUACAUUGUUUCUUCUCUUUACACAGCCCAACUCUUUGGAAGAUCACAAUUUCCAUAUCAAGAUUUAUCCGGCACGAAUAGCAAAAAAUCCAAGGACUGUCAGCCAGUCACCUCAGACUUAUGUCCAGUUUACGCCUCAGACCCACCGGUCAGACGUUAGGGUACAUGAAAACAAGUCAACAAGAAGCAGGUCACACACAUUUUCAUCUACUCGGAACUGGGCUAAAUCUGCCGGUGGAGUUGAUCAUCGGCGAGGAAGAGCUUUCAGAAACGGUUAGAAUGUAGUUUUCAAAAUGGAUAUCGCAUAGUAGGACCUAUAACAUUAGCUAUGUGUCAUUAGCUUUGUGGGCAAAGGAUGGGGCCGAUAGAAAAUUUAUAAUCUUCCAACUAUGUAUAAACACGUCUCCGAAGUUUGAUUUCAAGAAAGUGAAACAUUACUGAAGUAUUCUUAUAAUUUUCAAGUUAGUGAAACGGUUGCUUUAUUUGUAUAUGUUUAUAUCAGAUCACUAAAAUUAAGCAUAUCUUAACUUAAAGAAUGUAUUUAUAAAUGUAUCAUAAUUUAACGUUUUUAAAAGCUUAGAAUUUGAAGGAAAAAACAACAUAUUUUCUUUGUAGAAUAAGAAUAAAACUAAUAAUAAGAGUGAAUAUCUAUUUAUAUAUAAGUAUGUGUGUGAUUUCAUUUACAUGUCAUUGCCCGUCAAUACAGAUUUAAAUAUGACUUGACCAGUUCAUGCAGUCAAUACAGAUUUAAAUAUGACUUGACCAGUUCAUGCAGUCAAUACAGAUUUAAAUAUGACUUGACCAGUUCAUGCAGUCAAUACAGAUUUAAAUAUGACUUGACCAGUUCAUGCAGUCAAUACAGAUUUAAAUAUGACUUGACCAGUUCAUACCAUGUCCAUAUUGGUGACUUCGAUGUUUGCAUACUAACUUAAAGUCAGAAUGUUAAUUUAUUUAAAAAAAAAAAAAAAAAUUUAAAUUGGGGGAUGGUCAGAAAAAUUGUGACUACUCCGGGCAAAUAUUUAACUCCAAUGCAGUCUCAAUGAAAUUUUAAAUACCCGGUAACCAUUUUUAAUGAAUCCCACUCUACAGACGCCAUCAGAGAAGAUGUGCAAAGAGUGGAUGAUGAUCAUGUCUAUAAUUCAAGCCUCAUCCAUUCAUUGGGCGAAAAAUGGGACGACCUCGGUUCACUACCACCACCAAAGAAGGUCGUGCCAAAAAGGUAAUUGAAAAAUAUCCAAAUGUUAAAACACAAUUACAAAAUUAUAUCGCAGAAAUAAUGCUUGGUUGUAUCGUAACGAUUAUCAUGAGAUCAAACUGAUAGUUACGGACACUUGAUGUUUAGAACAUUUGUUACGAGCUGCUGCCUUUUCUCAAAUCAUUAACAAUAAUCAGACAAACCACAAAAUCAUUUGGUUGUCCAUUUGAUUUCUGCCACAAGCGGGCCAUGCUGUGCUACAUCCAAUGUGUAUUGACAUCACAUGAUGCAAAGUUCAACCUUGUGAGAAUCAUUGGCUUGCGUGCAAUCAGAAGCAUAGGCAGUAAUAGUAAGAGGGGCAGUGCCUCACAAGUAAUCAUUAGUGGAAGCAGUUUUUAAUAUUAAAAGUUAAUUUUUAUUAAUACUAAUUUUUAUUUGGACUUCAUAAAUAUUUUUAUCGUAAAAUAAUAAACCGUUUGCUUUAAGUUUAAAUAUCAUUACGCAUUAAAAUUGUAUGUACUGUUUCAUCCAACAGAGAUCUGCCUUGGGUGUUCAGGUACAAAGUGAAUAAGGGCAACAGUAUACUCUCACAAAUCAUGGCCAGUAAACCAACACAAAGUAAUCUACCUAAGGUAAUUCCAUCAAGAUUCUCUGGAUGGGAAAAACGUACGAUGGUCAAGAGAAACUCUUUACUUUCGAGAGAUGUCUGAUGGACAAGAGAGGAUAUUUACUUUCGAGGGAUAUGUGGUGUUUCCUGGGUGUGAUUGAAAUUAGUGUCAUAUCAACUGACAACAUUCAAAGAUCUGGAAAUUUGAUUAUCAAAUUACUGAAUUAUUCAUUCUAACACUAACAUAAAUGAAAAGACCAAAAGCCUUAUCAUUAAAUUAGUUUUCACAACUGUCCAUUUAUAAUUUGGUUGAUUUUGUAUCGAAACUCAGUGUUAGUUUACACCGCAACCUGCAAAAGUGGCUGAUGUUAAUUGUUUCUAUAACAUUCCGCAAUGUAAAGCUUGGUCAUAAAGUCCUCAUUUUCAUUUGCAAUAAGAUAAAUUUCACAUUUGAGUUAACAAUUUAAAAUAUUUACUUAAAAAAUAAAUCUGUUGGAUUUCCUA
This is a messenger RNA of Lymnaea stagnalis (great pond snail), 7552 nucleotides long. NCBI's taxonomy places the organism in Eukaryota, Metazoa, Mollusca, Gastropoda, Lymnaeidae. The record is from the annotation of a GenBank genome assembly.